Molecule: messenger RNA, 1707 nt
Organism: Betta splendens (Siamese fighting fish)
Lineage: Eukaryota; Metazoa; Chordata; Actinopteri; Anabantiformes; Osphronemidae
Gene: sar1ab
Product: secretion associated, Ras related GTPase 1Ab
Exons: 7
Coding region: 103-699 (198 amino acids)
Biological process (GO): intracellular protein transport; membrane organization; endoplasmic reticulum to Golgi vesicle-mediated transport
Cellular component (GO): endoplasmic reticulum exit site; COPII vesicle coat
Molecular function (GO): GTPase activity; GTP binding
Source: RefSeq, a predicted model, not a curated record
GUUAACUGUCAAAAUCGGUGGCUUCAGUCAGUCGACGGGACAGACGUGGACCAAAAACCGAUGCUCUGAGAGCGCAUAAGCGCACAAAGGUAGUCAAGAGAAAUGUCUUUUAUAUUUGGCUGGAUCUACAGGGGCUUCAGCAGCGUCUUGCAGCUAUUGGGUUUGUACAAAAAGACUGGCAAGCUCGUCUUCCUUGGACUUGACAAUGCUGGAAAAACAACUCUCCUGCACAUGCUCAGAGAUGACAGGCUAGGACAACAUGUGCCGACGCUACACCCAACAUCCGAGGAGCUGACUAUAGCUGGGAUGACUUUUACAACGUUUGACCUUGGGGGUCACACACAAGCGCGGAGGAUCUGGAAGAACUACCUCCCAGCUAUAAACGGUAUAGUUUACAUGGUGGACUGUGCUGAUCAUGAGCGACUGGCAGAGGCUAAAGUUGAAUUGGACGCCUUGUUAACGGAUGAAACCAUUUCUAAUGUCCCGGUUCUUAUCCUGGGGAAUAAGAUCGACCGUCCAGAGGCCAUCAGUGAGGAUGCACUCAGAGGAAUGUUUGGUCUUCAUGGACAUACAACUGGAAAGGGUAACGUAUCUUUGAAAGAGCUGAAUUUGAGGCCGAUGGAGGUAUUCAUGUGCAGCGUGCUGAAGAGACAAGGAUACGGGGACGGGUUCCGCUGGCUCUCUCAGUAUAUUGACUGAUUCACGUUCUUUUAAUGACCUUAACAGAUUUACAGUUUGGCCUCUGCACAUAAGGGUAUGUUCAACACAACACUACCUGCACCGUACCAGGAGGAGGUGUAUUUUGGGCGUGUGUUAAUAAAUCCAGUUUUGUUUAUGCUUUAAUAUAAAUUUGCAUAAAAUAUCAAUCAUACCACAGCGAGACAGCGAUCCAUUUUAAAUCAUCCCUUUGUUUGAUUCCAAUUGAGUUUAACGAAUACUCAUUAUGCUGUGGUUUCCACCUUCACUUGAAUCCUCUUGGGAGCUUUUUCUGCCAUAUAGAACAUGCCAUCACACUGAACCAGUUACCCACUGCUUUAUUUUUAGCUGCUGGUGUUGACUUACAGUGAAGGUCAAUUUGGUGAGCAUUCUGUGCUUGGAGUUCCCUUCCCUGACUGAGGCUUAAAAACUGUUGCUGGCACAAGUAAAUCAUUAUGUACAAGAUGAACCAUUAUAAACACAAUUUAUCAUAUUUGUUUAUCACAUUAUGUCAGACUAAUGAAGAACAGUUUCUUCCUAAUGAGAGAUGUGAUCUGUUAACGCCAAGGAUAGUGACAUUCUUUCUGAUUUUACGUUUGACUGACAAUUGUAUGAAUGUGACCACAAAUGCAUUAAGUGCUUUAGUACCAGUUUUAAUAUAUGUUAAUUGCCUCAGUGCAGCCAAGUGAUGUAAAAAAAACACACAUACCCACAGUGAGGAUGCAAAACUACUACUUGAGUACUUUGUGAUUAGUCGCUGCUCUUAACAUGCAGUGAUAAUAUGAGAGUACAUCAAUGAUGCUUACAUUUAGGGAUUGCAAAAGACCUGUUUUGUAUAUAAACUCUUAUUUAUACUUUAAUAAAAGUAGAUGCCUUGUGUUAUAACAAACAAAGAUCUGAACUAAUGUAAAUCUUACCAAAGAUUGAUCAUAUUGCUAUUAAACAUGUGCAUAGCUUUUCAGUAGUUCUUCUCUAACUCUUGUUUUAAUUAUUAAAUCAAAUAGAACAUUU